This is a messenger RNA of Daldinia loculata, 8775 nucleotides long. Its product is annotated as Serine/threonine-protein kinase tel-1. Gene Ontology annotation, molecular function: protein binding; protein serine/threonine kinase activity. The record is from RefSeq and is a predicted model, not a curated record. Gene Ontology annotation, biological process: DNA repair. The transcript has 8 exons. Lineage: Eukaryota; Fungi; Ascomycota; Sordariomycetes; Xylariales; Hypoxylaceae. The coding region runs from base 1 to 8775 and encodes 2924 amino acids.
AUGGCACCUCGACAAAAGGCUCGACAGAUUACGAUGGAUGAUGCCCGAAUCGCUGUCAAAAGUAGUAACAGCACAUCCCGUUCCUCUGGGUUGGACGAUCUAAUUCAUAUAUUCAAAGAGCAAACGAAAGCUUCCAACUUUUCGACAUUAGAUGACAAGAGCUAUCAUAUCACCUUUGAGGCGCUCUUCCGUUGUGCCCUAGCUGAAAAGCAGGCUUACUAUAGUCAUAAGAGCACCGCUGCUAGCAGGCUUACCAAGUGCGCGGAGGCGCUGCGUCUUGGCGUCGAGCUAGGUGCAGGCAAGAUCAAGCGAAAGACUGUCAUCGCCGUGAUUGACCACAUUACCCAGACGCUGCCGCACUCUGAAGAUGACUUAGUCCCGCCGCUGGUUCAGGACUAUAUCAAAGCGCUGGCUGCUCUCCUAAGCCACGCCGCUAACGUCGAGCUUCUUGCUACGGGUGGCGGCGAAGGUUGGUUCACGUGCGUUGACUUCGCUGUUGAUGUCUUGACCUUAUAUCUGGCGGCCAACGAUAGAGACUCGGUUCUUUCGCGGGCUUCACCGGCACCCGGAUCGGGACACUCGACGCCUCUCACAUUCUCGACCCCGAGACCUGGGACCGCAUCCCAACGAACCAGCCGACUCUCGCGUAGUCAGCUACCGGAUCUUCUACAAUGCCUUCUUUGUCUUUCAUCCACCCCGAAUGCGCCUCUAUUACAGCGCGCGAAGGAGAUGUCAUCCGUUGUAGUUCAAGUUCUCCAACUCCGUCCUCUUGGAAUAGGUCCGUUGCAUCAGUUAGCAUUUGCCCUGGUCAACAAGCUGUUCGUAGCCUCUCAGACCGAUGAUUCUGAUCACGCGAAUUCAUUGGCAUUGGAUUGCCUACCGUUGGUAAGCCAAUGGUGGCAAACGAAGGCUGCAUCUGCACAUGAUGCGCUUCUAAACGGCGUCCGAGUUGAAAUGCUAAAGCUUCUAUUUAAUAUCCAUCUUCAACUCGAGUUCUUAAUCAAGCAAGGCGAUAAGCCCUCGCUCCUCGGUAACAUUGAAACUCUCGCGGAGUUGUUAUGGAGUGAAUAUUCCAGACGAGAAGAACGCGCCCAGCUUCAACAAGACGACUUGACAUACUCUGCACCCCACAGCAGCACAACUUUUCAAGUGCAGUCCUUUUCUUUGCGGUUAUUCAAUGUUGAAGGCGAAAAAACUUGGGCAGUUGUGCAUAUUCUAGCGCUUCUUGAACGACUGUUAUGGAGGGCGUCUGAGCAAUCGCAAACAACCUUAGCCGAUGAUGAACAACCACGGAAGAAACGACGGACAGCCUCGGGCUUCAGUCGGCUUCGCCAGAAAUUACGUUCCAAUGAUCAUUCAAUACAAUACACUGCUUUACAAAUCACCCCUUUUUUUGUGUCAGGUCUCAAGGUUAACAUCGAUGAAAUGUCGGAGCUUCUGUCCUUCUUGGUGAGCCAAAUCACCAGCAAGAAUAGCAAAGUGGCUACGUGGGCUAUGAUUGCUUGCGCAAGUCUAACUCCUCAAGUCAGCGCCACCGACAACACCCUGUCCGCAAUUUGGAAGCAGAUAUGGCAGAUUACAGUACGCUCUGUCACUAUGACUACGAACUGUCGAGCCUCGAGUGUUUUACUACAUUCCAUCAUAACUCAUAAUCUAGUGCCGUAUCGCGAUAUUGCCGAUGACAUCAACAGCAUGAUUACGACCGCCGAUGUAAAUGGUCCAGCUGUCGUAGUAGAUUCUUCGCUCAUACUAAUGACAACACUUCUUCACCUUCGAAACUUUCAACUUCCGAGCGCCAGUUACACAACCUGUAACUGCGUUGUUCGCUGGGUAUUUUUCAGGUGGGAUCCUACCGAUGCAGCCUAUAUAUCAUCUUACUCGAGCCAUGUUAAACCAGUGGAUAUUAUCAACCUAAUGAAAGCAGCUUACGGAGAUGCAAAGUUAACCUUAUCUCGGCCAUCUCAAACGAUCUCGGGACAAAUUGGGGAGACGUUGUGUCUACUCCAGAGCCGCGAGAGCCUAAUCAGAUAUCUGCUUCUUUUAGACUCUGGUGUUCCUGAUUCUUCGUCGAUCCCCAGCCAGCAGCCAUCCUUAGCGCCAGUCACACAAGUCGGUGAUACUGCGAACUCGCACGGUACAAAAAAGCUCGUAGCGGAGCUCUUUUACUCAAAGCUAGAGGAUAUCAGAGCUCUAUGUGAAACCUGGGAUAAACAGAAAGAUCAGUCUAUUCAGAUCACCCCGGAGAAACUCCAGAGCAUUAUUUCCUCCUUGAUUGUUGGUGUCUUUAUCCUUCCGGAAAUAAUCGAGGUAAAUUCGAGGCCAUCGCAAGAGGUUCAAAAUUCCCUGUUCUCGAUCCUUCAAACUGCCUUAGCUGGUGUCUCGAACUCAUACGAGAGCCAAGUACUGUAUGACUGCCUCCUCACAUCGGUUCGGUCUUACAUGCCCGCAUUGUCGACCGCCGAGUUGGGUAAGCUAGGAAAGGAAUGGUCAUAUCUUCACCGUUUCUUUUUCGAACUGUCUGGUGCUUUUCGGAAGAGAAAUGACAGUCAAUCGUCCGGUAAUGACGACGAUUUCAUGGACCUUGAUGACGAUUUUGAAUCAAAAGAGCAUCGAUCAAAUACGUCAUCAAAAUCACCCGAAGUAUCUCGACAUGAGGCUACUGUUGCUUUACAAGCGGUAACUUUUCAUUCCGAUACCAUUCAAAGGUUGCGUCUCCUCGAUGUAUUGUAUGGGGAUCAUGGUCAAAUCGGGCUGAUCCCAGCGUCAUUUCUCAAUGACUUCUUAGAAUUGUCCAACGAAGAGCUCCUCACCUGCCGCUGUUUAGCCCGAGAGCUAUUCGAUUCUGAUCUCAUCAUAAAUCCCGACGAUGCCGAUAGAGUUAUUGGUAGAAUGGGCGAGUUAAUCGGUAGCGCGGCCUUUUCAAGUUGUGAGGUUGCUCUGAAUAUAUGUCUCGACGUGAUGGAAGGCUUGAUGCCUAUCUGGUCUGAUAGCGAUGGCGAGAUAUCCUCUCGCGUCGGUGAUUUGUAUCACUACUUUCUCAAUGCUGGACUGAAAAAUAACAUGCUUUCGUCCAGCAUUCAGAUGUCGCUGGCCCGGUUACUUCUUCGUUUAAUUCAACUCAACGAGAAAUACACAGAAGCAAUCAAGAUGGAGCCUCCGAGCUCGUCACUACUUAGCAUACUAGGCAGCGCAGCGAUACCUGUCAAGUACUACGUUGGAUCUCGUUUGCCAACCCUGUUUGGCAGAUAUACCCUGAAAUCCCACGACGAGGUCCUAGUUGACGUCCUCGAAGUUCUCCCAAGCAAAACCGAUUUCCUCGAGGGUAUAGCCCUGCGACUGUUUAUACUCGCAGAGCUAGCACGGGAGUGGCCUACCCUCCUCCGGCGUGGAAUUUAUCAUAUCUUUGAGAUUCCCGGUGAGAUUCCCAGUUCGAAACGACAUGCAGCACGUUGCCUUGAUAGCAUAUCAGCCUCGCUGAAUCUUGAAAAUACACAACAGCUGUUCGAUCUGUUUGCUCCCCAGCUCCUUUACACCUGGCUCGAAAUCAAGAGCAUCGACGAUAUACCGUUCAUGAUAUUCGGUUUCUCAACUCUUAAGGAGUUACUACAACGUGCUCAAUCCGAGGUAGUAGCCUUGAUGGUGAUGCGAGGACAGGACGACGAAGCCGCAAGGUUAGCUGCGACUCUUGGUGACAGCCCAUCACAACUUAUUCGACGCAAUUUUUCAAGAAUUAUCGCAUAUAGUAUGGCCCACGAUAUUAGUAUGCCCAAAGCAGAGCAGCAGCGGAGUGGCGAAAGUCGAUUGCGCAAAAUCCUCGGCCGAGAAGCAUUUCUCGAGGCAAUAUAUAUUAACUUUGCCGAUAUCAUCGGACUAUUCUUCAGCCUUAUCGAUCAAGAAAAUCCAGUUGAGGAGUCGUGGGCUAGAGAUAAGAGCUUUGCAUACGCCGCCCAGGCAAUGGCGGAGAUUAAGAAGUGCGGUCACUCUGAAGUCGGCCUAUCCCCAAAUCAGCAGCCAAUGUUCCGGGCCAAAUACCUAACCAGAGAAAUAUCACUACUAUGUAGCCGAACAGAAUACGAGAUAUCCGCACUCUGGACGCCCGCACUUGUGGUUAGUGUCGCUAGGAAGCUGCUUAAUGGUGUCCAUUCGGCAUUGGGUCCCUUGCAUACUUGCUCCGUUCUUCGAAAGGUCAGGGUUCUCAUCUGCCUAGCGGGCCAACAUGCUUGGGAAUCGUAUCCUUUAGAGAUGCUUCUACAAUCUAUACGUCCACUCAUCGUCGAUACAGAAUGCGCAGAUGAUGCGCUCGGCAUGAGUCAGUACCUCUUAGAGAAAGGUUCGGAACCAUUGUCGCAAUCGCCUUCAUUCGUUGCCGGCUAUGCUCUGUCUGCGCUUGCUUCCUUGCGCGUGUUUCUAGAGACCAGCCAGUCCAGUACAACACAAGAAAGUCAAUUCAAAGCUACUAUGAAUAAAGCUCAAAAAUUCCAUUCGUGGUUUACGAAAUACCUGGAAGACUACGAGUCUCCUUUCCUCCAGGACAGCGAGCACCGUGCUGCUUUUGAAGCCAUUACGAGUUGCGCGGCCCACGUUCGAUCGUCCGGGAAUGCGGAGCGAGGCACUCACGAAAGCAAACUUCUACUAGAAAUCCUCCAGGACGGAGUACACGGAGCUCAGCUACUAAACGAACCCUCCCGCAAGUUAGCAUUGGAAAUGCUAUGUAGUCACUUCACAAUUCCCACUUCUCGCAGCGUUGAUGUAAUCAGCUCCGACGAAGAAGCAUCGACCUGGGCUCCUGUCGUGUGGAAAAGUUGUCAGGCACAAGGGCUAAGCAACGAGUAUCUUGCUUGGGCAGGCCGUGUUGUCGGCAGGGGGUUUGCCGCGUCCGGCCUCGUCGAGCAGGACCUACUCCGAGAGUCCGAGUUGUCACGAUACUUCAACGCAUCGGUGGACGCAUCUGGAUCCGAACAUGGUCUUCUUAGUCUCUUGCAAUCUUUGACGUCUGAUAGUGACUGUUACAAGGCAGGUCUCGCAGAAUCGGCCUUGCGAACAAUUGUAUCAGAAGCUGCGGCUCAAGGCGACAACAACUUGCUUAUAGCUUGUCAGAAAGUCUUGUCUGAUCAACUCCUCGCAACAUCGGACUGGACGCCAUAUCGAACGCCACCAUCUGACAAUAUGCCUAUUAGCCUUGUUCGAGAAGAUUUUGUCCUCUCUAGCAAAGCAUUCGAAGAGGCAAAGUGGGCUCAGGGUGUUGCGGUAUAUCUCGCACAAUCAUACCCGGAGAACAUUAUUCUCAAUGCUCUACCCCCAAUUCUUACUAAUGUAAAGGGCUUCUCUAAGCAAGCUUUCCCGUAUAUUAUCCACCUAGUCCUCCUAUUUGAAAAGGAAAAGCAGCAGUCCAUCAAACGCAGCCUGUCAGGCGCGCUUAAGAAUUGGCUCAAAUUAGAGUCACCGGCAGCUAAAGAAAAUAUGAGUCUUUUCAUAAACGCUCUUCUAUAUCUAAGAACCCAGCAGUUACCAGGGGAGAACUCCAUAGCCGAUAGAGGCCAAUGGCUUGAUCUUGAUCUUCUUUCUGUUGCCUCAGCUGCUGCAAAAUGCGGCAUGUUCAAAACAGCGUUGCUGUUUGUCGAGAUGACAUCGACCGAGGGGUCACGAGCUUCCCGUCGUUCAUCUGCUGUCCGGGCUCAGGACUCCACGGAUAUCCUAAUGAACAUAUUCGAGAACAUCGAUGAUCCAGACGCAUAUUACGGCCUUAGUCAUACUUCAAGUCUGAGUAACGUAUUGGCACGACUCGAGUACGAAAAAAAUGGUAGUAUGAGCUUAGCAUUCCGUGGCGCACAAUAUGAUAGCCACAUCCGGAGAAGAGAUCCGGCCGCCAAUAUCGACGGCCGAUCCCUAGUAGGGACAUUAGGUAACCUCGGGUUGUCGGGGUUGUCACAUUCUCUCCUUCAGACGGAGCAGAGCCUGGAUGGCUCAUCUACCACCGUAGAGAGCACAUUUAACACGGCUAGGCGACUGGAAAUCUGGAAUUUACCAGCGCCGACGUCUACUGAUAAUCCCUCUGUUACUUUGUAUAGAGCCUAUCAGACUUGGCAACAGGCUACCGAGCUGGGCCCCGCGAGGAGUACUACUCACAAUAGUUUCAGCGAAACGAUGCGAAGCGUGGUUAAAAAGGAUCUCACGCCUGUUCGUCUACGUCACCAUUUGAGUACGUUAGCCGUUCUAGCAGAGCUUAAUGACGUGGUUGAGAUUGCCGAGUCGACUGAGCUGGACAGAGUCCUAACAACGUUUACAGAUCGCUCCGGGUGGAUGAAAAGCGGACGGUAUGAAGAUGUCAGCCAAAUUUUAUCCUGCCGGGAGACGACAUUGAGCGUGUUAGCUCAAACAUCUCAGCGCCGCGGUAUGGCAAAGAUAAAUGCACCAGAAGCCACAUUAGCGCAGAUCAAGUCUAUGCUAUUAUCGUCAAGCAUUUAUAGACAUCACCGAGCUACCCAGGAGUCAUUGAAUAUCGCAACGUCUCUUACGGACUUGGUGACGCCCAGUGCAGAUCUCGGGUUGCAUCUCGAUUCCGUAGCAAAAUUUGAAGCAGCUGACGCCUUAUGGGAUCAUGGCGAGAUGACAUCUUCUAUUCAUAUGCUUCAAAGCAUCGACGAGGACCCAAAUCUCAAGAAGCAAACUAUUCCUAUCAGCCGGCCAGAUUUACUUGCCAAGACUGGAUAUCAAAUAUCCGUGGCAAAGUUAGAAAAGCCGGAGACCAUCCAGAGAGAAUAUCUGCAACCUGCUUUAAAGGAACUUAGAGGUAAGACCGACAGCCGAGAAGCCGGCAAGGUCUACCAUCAGUUUGCCAUGUUCUGCGACGAACAACUGCAAAAUCCAGAUGGGCUUGAAGACUUGGCUCGCCUGCAACAUCUGAGGAAAGGAAAAAGCGACGAGGUCUCACAGCUCAAGGGUCUCAUUUCCAGUACGAGAGACUCGCAAAUGAAGUCAAGGUACAAUAGCCACCUUACUAAAGCAAGGCAAUGGCUCGACUUGGACGAGCAGGAAUUGCGCCGUGUGGAGCAAAGCCGAACAGAAUUCAUCAGGUUGAGUUUAGAAAACUACCUUCUCUCUCUUGUGUCCUGCGACGAUCAUAACAACGACGCUUUGAGAUUCACAGCCUUGUGGCUCGAGCGGUCAACUGAAGAAUUUACUAACCAGGCCGUCAUGAAACAUAUCGACAAGGUUGCAACCCGAAAAUUCGCGACGCUGAUGAAUCAACUUACUUCGCGCUUGAUCGACCAAAAGAGCACAUUUCAAAGCCUGCUUUCUGAGCUCAUUUAUCGCAUCUGCGUUGACCACCCUUACCACGGGAUGUAUCAAAUAUGGUCGGGGGUGAAGUCCCGCACAAACGCAAAAGACGACGUGGCCGUAUUGCGCCAGAAAGCUACGGACAGGGUUGGCAAGAGACUUGCCCAAACCGAGUCGGUGUCAACUAUAUGGGCUGCCAUCGACAAAACGAGCAAAGCAUAUCACAUGCUGGCGGUGGAACGGGAUCCUUCGCGCUAUAAGGCAGGGCAAAAGGUCGCCGUCAAGGACUCAACUGGCGGUUCUGGCCUUGCAACUGCUUUAGCGAAAUGGAAAAUACCACCUCCUACGAUGCAAAUAGAACUCUCGGCUAGCCGAGACUAUAGCCACAUCCCGUAUAUUGCCAAGAUCGAACCGAACAUGUCUAUCGCUUCCGGUGUCAGCGCGCCAAAGAUCAUUACGGUGGUGGGUACUAACGGAGAACGUUUUAAGCAGCUCGUAAAAGGCGGCAACGAUGAUCUUCGCCAAGACGCCAUCAUGGAACAGGUCUUCGCCGCCGUAUCGUCCGUAUUGAAACAUCACCGAUCUACCCAGCAACGCAGUCUUGGCAUCAGAACAUACAAAGUCUUGCCGCUAACGGCUGCUUCUGGACUUAUCGAAUUCGUCUCAAACACCAUACCACUCCACGAAUACCUCAUGCCAGCUCACGAGCGGUACCAUCCGAAGGACCUCAAAGGUUCGCAAUGCCGCAAGGAGAUUUCCCAAGUCCAAAACAAAUCAGCCGAUGCACGUGUAGCCACGUAUAAGAAGGUCACCGAUCGGUUCCAACCUGUGAUGCGCUACUUCUUCAUGGAGCACUUCGUCGAUCCGGACGAAUGGUUCGCCAAACGCACGGCGUAUACGCGAACCACAGCAGCAAUUUCCAUCCUAGGCCACAUUCUAGGUCUUGGCGAUCGCCACGGCCAUAACAUCCUCCUCGACUCCAAAACCGGCGAGGUGGUGCACAUAGACCUGGGCGUGGCUUUCGAAAUGGGCCGCGUACUUCCCGUUCCCGAACUCGUGCCGUUCCGGCUAACGCGCGACAUCGUCGACGGCAUGGGCAUCACGAAGACGGAAGGCGUGUUCCGGCGGUGCUGCGAGUUCACACUGGACGCGCUGCGCGAGGAGACAUACUCCAUCAUGACGAUCCUGGACGUGCUGCGUUACGAUCCCUUGUACUCGUGGUCCAUCAGCCCGGUCCGCAUGGCCAAGCUGCAGGACACGCGGCGCGACGAGGAGGUCGACGGCGCCGACGCCGAUAUCGACUCCAAGAAGAAAAAGGCGGCCGGCACCGUUGGCGUCGUCAACGAGCCUAGCGAGGCAGAUCGCGCGCUCGAGGUCGUGCGCAAGAAGCUGAGCAAGACGCUGAGCGUGACGGCUACCGUCAACGAUUUGAUCAACCAAGCUACCGACGAGCGGAACUUGGCGUUUUUGUAUUCUGGAUGGGCUGCAUAUGCUUGA